AUGAUGCCCCUGUUACGGUGCUCACUGCUUCGUCGUUUUCCGCGGAUCUUCGCCGCGAAUGUGAGAUAGUCAUCUAUUUUCAUUCUUAUCUGUUUUUGAUCCCUCCGCCUCUCCUAUGCCUUAUUUUGUCAGUUCAACUUUCAUGGUAGACGUUGGGCACCUAAACGGACAUUUUAUUGUAACGGCCUCAACCAGCAAAAAAUCACGGCUAUGGCGAAUUCCAUGCUCAGUUAGGUUUGGUGCUGGGUUGAGGGCUAUUGAUAUCUCUUGGAUUGGGGUAAGGUAUUAAGUUUACGUCAAGAGCUUAAGUAAGGCUGGGAUCGGCUGCAGCCGAUAUCGGCCACGGCAUUCUAGAUCGCGCUUUUUCGAUUGAUUGGAAACUCGGGUAGACAAUCUCUGGGAUAUUUGUAACAAAAACCCCUAAUCUAGCACUCUUCCGCGCACUGUCACUCCCUCGGCAAGCAACUGAAGGCCUCCCACGCACGUAUAUAUUGACCAAGUAAACAUGGAGUGAGGACAAGCCACAUUUCCGGUUCUACCGACGCAGGACGUGUGCUACACCAGUUGUGCCACCUUGUGGCUCUUUUAAGGCGUUUUCCCGUCCCUUUUGCAAUUUCUUCCUAAUUACAAACGUAGCUGAUUCCUUGGCGCUCAAGCGCGCUACAGAGAUUAACUUUGAUCAUGUGGACACCGAUAACUCCAAGUUCCCCAUAUGCCAACUUAAACCUUUUAGGGUGGACGCUGUGUCUCAAUACAAGUUCCCCAAAAAAUCCAACGAUAUCUUUCACGUCGACCCUCUCUGCUCCUAAAGUUUGCAGAGGGUAAGCAGGAGUCAAAAACGGAGCCGUCCAAGCAGUCGGCCAACUCAUCUGCUAAGAAGCCUAGUUCUCGUAUGUUAUUUUUUUGUUGUCCCCAUUGAAACUACUCGAACAUUCCAGCAAAAAUCGAAUUUCAAUUUACCUUCGGAGGCGGUGGGGGAAAUCAGUCUGGUAAGGGAACCCAGGGAGGUUGGAAUGUUGGCCCCUGGAUAAUCGUCGCAGCCAUCGGUGCGGGCGCACUCGCAGUUUAUAAUGCCUCGCGUUAUCAGAAGAUCUCGUGGAAGGAAUUUUCCGAAAACUUCCUGCAAAAGUAGGUCUGCAUUCAUCUUCUGUCUUUUGUUAUCCUCAUUUCUCUAUUCCCGUUUAAGGUAUCAGUAAAAGUUGAACUAAUUACACCAAUCAAGGAGAGCUGUUUGUCAUCUCAUUGCUGAAUGCGCGCAGGCUGGACCGCCGUCUUGAUCGAUGUGAUUGUCACCCAGGAAUUUUUAAUUGCUUCUAGAUAACCUGGAAACCUCUCAUGCCGAAUACAUAUUUUCAGUCAGGGUUAUUAUAAUAUUUCAUGAUAACUGCCAGACCUAGGACUCAAACGAGCUUGUUUACUUUUUGUCUUUUAACUUACUCCAGAAAUACAGAUCAGCGCAGACGUUUUCAUAUGAAAGUAUUCCGUUGCUUAGUGCCUCUGUGGACUUCCCGUCUUUGUAAUAAGUAUGCCAUGCUUCUCAGUGGAGCUGUCGGUGUGCCGUCAUGAUAGAUAUUUUGUGCUCCUUUUCGUGCUCGAGAGCUCACCUCCUUCUCAUCCCUUUGAAAAUGUAUGUUGUGUUCACCCCUUCCAUCAUUUUCAACUUCAGCAGAAAUUAUACAUCACAUUGCACCGAAAAUUGUCAUAGGCAUUCUUCAUCCUUUCUUGUCGGACACAGUGGAGAGUGCUUGUACCUAGUACGGUUGCGACCAUGCCUGCUCCCGCCGGCCUCGACGACGUCACGAACUGUAUCCCUCCACGCUUGACUAUCCGCUGCAGCAGGUCUGGACAGCUCAAAUCAUCCCCUUCGCCAGCUACCGUUACCGAAUACCGAAGUCCGAAGAACCGCUUCCAUGUUUUGACGGACUGUGUCAAGCCAGGUUUUGAGUUGAUCCCUCCUUAAACGCCUCCAAGUGGGUAACGCUGCCAAGUCGAAAGCAGCAAUACUGAGCUCGUGAGCUGAACGACAAAAACAUGCCCAAACCACUUCAGUCGUCUUUCUUGCGAUGUUGUCGCGAGGAGUGCGAGCUGUCUCAUUAGAGAUGAAUUCGGUGUACUUCGCUCGAAGUACAGUCUCCAAGCCAUAGUGGCCAAAUGCCUCCAGUCUUCGCUCAUCUCCCACGCAAAACCCAACAUUCUUAACCAUUAGAGAAGAACUGGUCGGACGGAUACACGGUGCACGCGGAUCUUGUGGCGAUGGAGAUCUCACGUUUGGCCCAUAGACACUUUCUAAGGCCUGAGAAAACCCGAUCUUCUCGGUCAAGUGUGCAGUUUGGAAAUAAAUUGGUCUUCCAUGCGUUUAUGGAUAGACCGACCGAUUUCUCGACCUCAUUCACCCGUGAGACCAUAGACUCUAGAUCGCCAAAGCUUGAAGCUAGCAAGGCGAUAUCACCAGCGUAGUCGAGAUCGGUCGGCAGCCGUCCCGGGUGAACUCAACACCGUAAACUUCCCAAGAUUCCAGUCAAUGGUGUAGUUGAACAGAAUGGGCGACGGUAAAGCCUUGUCGAAUGCCAGACCGAAUAUCAAACGGUUGGGAGGAAUCGUUAUGCACCAGAACUCGCGCUGUGGUGGAAUGGUAGUAGGCCUUGAUCACAGCGGUGACUUUGUCCGGUACACCAUCUAAUCCCAUUAUUCGCCACAGGCAUUCACAAUAGACGGAACCGGGCGCGGCGGCGAAGUCAACAAAGCAGACUGUUGUUGGUAGUUGGCAACAAUGGCGGAAUUCAAGGAUACGCCAAAGUGUGAAUAUCUAGUCUGCACAUCCACGCCCAGCUGAGAAUCCGGCCUGUUUUGACCUCGUCCUAGAGUCGCGCGCAGCCUGGAAUCGCCUGAGAGAAACAGUGGACAGGUUACAACUUCAAUCCCUUAGACCAAGCCUGUGUCUUUUUGUUCGCAUAGCCUGAUAGUUUAAAACACCACUUGACUGUCGAAGUUAAUAAUACCCCCACCAACUUGUCCAUGCGGCGUUCCCGAAUUGUCUUACGUCGCAGUGUCCAACUGCCGAUUUUAAUUAUCAUCAUGCCUGCAAUAUAUUUAUUACCUUGCGACAAUUCCAAACGUAAUUCCUUUAACUUUAGGGGCCGGAUCCACCACCUGGAGGUGAUAAAUAAAGAGUGGGUUCGUGUCUACCUACAGCCAAGUGGAACCGCCACCUCGCUAGACUCCAUGCAGAACUUUGAUAGUCCAGUGACUACUGGCAGUAGCCUACCCACGCGUGACGGUCCCGCCGAGGUAAUCUACUGGUUUGAGAUCGGCGCGGUGGACACCUUUGAACGCAGUCUGCGUGAACUGGAGACUAGCCUGGGUGUAGAACCAAUGAACCGCGUCUCCAUUAAUUACAAGUCCAAAAUGAGAACGUACGUCUUGCUCUGGCUUUCUCCUUUUACAUCUGUCCUCUGUCCCCUCAGUGCUCCAAUCAGCUAUAUUGCUUGUGUCCUCCUCCUCCUUGCUGGUUAUCGGAAGAAAAGUUAGCCUUAUCUUCUUGAUGUUUAUCGAUUUUUCGCUCGUGUUUUAGACCCAAGACCUGGUGUGGUUAAGAAUGUCAAAUUGCCUCCAACGUCUCAAAAGAUCAGCUAGUAAAACGAGUUAGGUUGGCAGUCAACCAUAUUUUGCAUGGUAGUCGUGUAGUUAUGCAAUUUCGUGCCUGACAUAUUUCUCUCACAACGUUGGUGUAAACCCCGACUUCCAUGGCUAAAUUUCAAAAAUCAAACAGCAUGAUUCCGGAUUAGCAGCGCCGUUCUAGACUCGAUUUUUCUACGUAUUUGGAUGUACUUUAUUCGGUUAGCAAGUGUUUGUGGGAUCAUACACAUAACUUCUUAUCACACUUUCCUACGGGCAGUUAGAUCAUUAAAAGCCGUACAUGUUUGUUCUUGCCUGGCCUAUCCUGCAGGCGUUGCAACAAAAUUCGAUCACGCUCGCAUCACACAGUCAUAUCACAUAGGUUUCACAUGGGUUUGUUCUAUUUCAUUCUCCUAGGUCUGAUUUCUUGUACAUGGGCUUCUACUUGGCCCUUAUUGGCGCUGCCUUCUACUCCUUCCGCUCGACAGCCGGUGGUGUUGUGCGUAAGGUAACGGCAACUCAUGUCUGAAUUUUGUCUUGCCUUCCCCCAGUCCACUUUAACGUCGCUGCAUCACUUCCCCUCUCGUUACUUUGUCCGUCAUAUGUCGUUGUUCCCAUCUUUGCCAGCUUCUUCGAUUCUCACCAUGAGCCCGAACUGCCGCGUGGUUGAGUUGCCACCAGACACAGGCCGCACACCGUCUUGUCUGUGGAGUUCACAUAAACUCGCAGUUUCUUGACAACUUCCCUUAGACGUUUGUAUUUGUAGGAGCUCAGUUUAAACUACUCAUUUUUUGCGAGUAGUGGCCUAAACACUCACAGAAGUAGACGCAAUGUCACUUCCUAAGCUGACAGCUUAUUGGGCCCGUUCUGAGGUGACUCGGCCCUGUUUCUAAUCCAGUCCGGUGUCCAGAGUGUGUUCUUUGUUCUUUGGCUAAUUAUGUAACCAGAAAUAGUGCCUCAAAGUGAACUUGAACCGCCGGCAUUUUAGUCUGCCCCGAAUGUGUAUGUGUUUACGGUUUCCAAAGAUUUUAUGGAUCAUCUUAUACCUUUGCCAAUUUUUGUGCAUGCCUGCUGUUGCAUGGCAACCUGCAGCAGUCUUUUGUUAGUCGGCGUAAAGAAUGUCGUUGCAGGCCUACAUGCAAAAUUCCCUACUUGCCAUUAUACUAGCUGAUUCCUGUGUCUUCCCAGCCAUAUGCCCUUUCAUUUCUAAUAUGCGUGGUUGUCAAUAAAGAUAUAUUCCCCCCCCUCCCCCCGAAAGCCGGGAAUGGGCUCGAGUCUCUUCAACUUUGGCCAGUCCCCAGUCCGUCUAAUCGAACGCGACAAGAUUGGCGUGAGCUUCGCUGACGUGGCUGGCUGUGAGGAGGCCAAGAUGGAGAUUAUUGAAUUUGUCAACUUCCUAAAGAACCCCGCUCGCUACGAGGCCCUGGGUGCCAAAAUUCCUCGUGGUGCCAUCCUCAAGGUAUGUCUUGGUUCGGCUCCCCCCGCCUGAGCGUUGUUAUUGGCGACUCGCCUGUUGCAGGUUUGCUGUCUUUGAUAGCUACUGAGUAGAAAUACUAAUUAUAAUAUGGGCAUUGCUUUAAAUGUCCGCUAGAUUCUACGUUUCCGUCCAAAUAUCAGCAUAGUAUUGUAAUAAAAACCGGAUACCCGAUAGUUAACGACAGGAUUCUUGGCUAGCUAUGCCCGACACCCUCCUCCUAGGUCUGCUUUCUUACGAUGGGGCCUCAAGCCCCAGACCGUUGUUUUCGAUGCUGUCCAUUGAGUGCUCCACAGCAGGGCGGGAGCAAGGAUAGCAGGCUUGCACAGAAUCUACCGCAUCCCCCCCCCUCCCCCAUCUGGGAUAAUGAUACCACCGACAGAGACAAAGCAGACUGAGAAAGCCCCUACUGGCUUAUUAGCCGCCAUCAGCCAGCAAUACCCAAUCCCGGAUUUCUGCAACCCCCGAGGCUCAAACCUGCGACCUGUUUGUUAGAUGUCCAACGCCCUAACCAUUGAGCCACGGGCUCGUUGUUCUAUCGGUUGCAAUCGGGUAUGUUAAAAAUGACAGUGGAAUGCUCACCGGUCGCGUUGCGAGACAUGCUAGUCCCGUUAUGUCUUGGGGCUUAGCGUCGAACCUAACCAGUAGCCGCUCAACAGCUAAUAUUAUGAGCAGAACGAUAUUACCAGCAAAGACAAGGGAAACUGGAAUGACCAUUUCUGGCUUACUAACCGUCGUUAGCCAAUCAUAUCCAAUCCUACGUUUGGGGGCAUCCGAGGUUCAAUCCCAGACUCCUUUGGUUAGUAGUCUAACGCUUUUAACCAUUGAGCCACGGGCUCGUUCAUGCAGUCGCCAUCGCGUAUCUAAGAUUAGAGGUUGCCCAUCAACCGCGCCGGUAGACCCGCUCGUUGGGGCUUGAUCUAGAACCCCGCAGGCGCUCGCCCUUGUUUUUAUCGGUAACCCCCUUCCGCUUAUAUAGCUAGUCGUUGUGCAACUGCUUUCGGGGCCCUAGAUUGAGCCCAAAGGCACAGCUGAACGACUAAGUGCCGUAACGCGAUCGCUGAGCGCCAUUGACGAACUCACCAAAGGAGUGGGCACGUGACAUCGGAUUGUAGUCAGAAUCUUGCCCGAUCGCCAGCAGCCCGGCUGGCGGGCUGGUAGAAUAGGAUCGAGUAAGAUUCCAACUAAAACAAGUGAGUGUCACGUUCGUAUUCCUUCGCCCUGUGUUUGUGUAUAUUACGGGAACUAGGCUAGAGCCCGGCUGCCCUGCUUCAGGUUAUUUCCCAUCCCCUUAACCCUACUCAGCCAAGCUACCCUACACCCACUAAGUGAGCCUUGUAGCCCUCUGGUGGAUUCUAGAUUAAUUACCUCAAAAAGCCUGCUUGGUCAGUCAGCUUACUGUGCCAGAUUUAGUGGAUUCCAUAGUUUGCAGUGGGCUGAGCGGGUAACUUGACCCAAACGUGAUUAAGCUCAGGGCUCCGGUGGCUGGAUCUAUGAAUGUACUCAAGCCUUGUCCUUGCUUUAAUGGGUUCGAAUCACACUGGGGUCGCCGAGUUUUGUCAUAGUUGUGUCAAAAUGAAUUAUUCAAAAGCUCCCAAAGUACCAAUUAAAUGACUAAUUAGUCAAGUGCCUAUCAGCAGUCAAACGCAGGAUAAUUGGUCACAGUUAUCCACACACCUUGACAUGUUUCCCCCACCGCCGACCCAUACAGACAACUUCUAAAAUUGCUCGUACUCGACGAGCUGACCACUCCUGUUUUGUACAUUCCAGCCGUGUGCAAACUUGUCGAAGGCAACUUACCAAAUCAUGUUAUGGGUAUGUUUGCUCUUCAUCUAUGACAGUCCGGCCGUCGGUUUCGUUGGCGUCAACCGUGUGCUCCACGGCAGGAUAAGAGCAGAGACAGUGACUUGCGUGUGAAUUAGUUUAUAGUGAGAGUAGACUUACGCAGCAUCUGCCGCCAUCUGUUUAGUAAAAAUAAACCCCAAGCCCUUGUGGGCUUUUGUCUACACUACUGUUGGCCGAGUCCACCUCCGGUCGUCUUGACAUUGUCUUUCCAUCGGCGGAACCUGCUUGUCGAGGGGAGAGAGAGAGAGAGAGAGUGCGGUAGGUGCUACGCCAGUCACCGCAACUGCGCACACUCCGUGGGGCACACCGUGGAAGUCAUCGCUCGCGACAGUCAGACUCUCUCUCUCUGUGUUGCGUUCGCUUUCGGCGACGCAGACGCGGAUGAUUCGGUUAGGAGACGUUGUAAUUGUCUUUCCCUUAUUCACCGCAGUUCUCACCUACUCUAACCUCUUGCAUAUGCCCUUCUUCCCUCCAUAAAGACGUAUGUAUCUGUCUUAUGUCCACAAAGGGCCCGCCCGGUACUGGAAAGACUCUGCUGGCCAAAGCCACCGCUGGCGAAGCCAACGUACCCUUCCUCUCUGUCUCGGGCAGCGAGUUCCUCGAAAUGUUCGUCGGUGUAGGUCCGAAACGUGUGCGCGACAUGUUCUCUCAGGCCCGUGCAAAGGCGCCCUGUAUCCUCUUCAUCGACGAGAUCGACGCCAUCGGUGGCAAACGCUCAGGCUCCUCGUUCGGUCACCAGGAACGCGAGAACACCCUCAACCAACUGCUCGUGGAAAUGGACGGUAUGCUCACAGCAUGCUUCAUCAGUACCUACUCGUGUUAUCAGUAGUUUGCCUGGAAGUUAGGCGUGUGCGAACAGGGACGUACUAGCGUGAUGAGACCUGAGUGGCUAUGUUGACGGUCCUGGCGGGGAAGGGGAGACCCAAGCGGUCCUCCGCCCUCACCAUCCGGUCGACCAUGAUGCUCUCGUAAUCUUCUCUCUGAUUGGUCGUCCUCUCCCACUCGCACACGAUUGACUCUUCACAUGCCUGGGCCAAUUCUUCUGGCUUCAGUAGUGUGGGUUGUACUGUUUUUUUUUAAUUUUCCGUAGCCUAUUUUCGGCAAUAUGGUUUUCCGUUAACCAUCCCCGUGUGCCACCAAGGCGGCAGUCCUCAUUCUUUGAAAAUGUUCUAAAAGCGCACCCGUGGAAAACCUUCCACCGCAAUUUUCUUUCACAGAUGUCUCAUACUUAAGGCUUCACAAUGACAUUGUGAGUAGACCAGCAUGGCGCAUUUGCUCAGGCCCUGAGAGUCCGGCUAUUUCAGUUUAGUGAAGAAUAGGCAUUUCGAACCUGUAAGCUCCACAGCACGUAAAGAAGAGGACCCCCCUUUUGUCUCGUGUUCUCAGCCCCACAGCGACAAUAUGGUGCUUGGUAUUUCUACGCUGAAUAUGUUAAUGGUAACGUUGGAGGUUUCUUGAGCGCCUCCUGAGCAGUGUCGCGGCAACUGUCAGCGUCCAUAGUCUGCUUCACAGGCAAACCGACUGGUGAGUUUGUGGUCAAUUGACUUUGAGCCGAAAAACCAGAUAGUCGGAAUCUGGGAAGGUAGGGAGUUCUUGAAAUGCGCCGGCAUCAACUCUUCCAUGUAACUAUUUACGGCAGAGUCCCCACCCUAUACCGGUCACCGUUGAAUUCUACUUUAGGUACACAGUACUUACAGUGAGUGACCGAUCUCAUGAAAUGUUGGCUGAAAUUCUGAAAUGCGUUUUCGGUUAGGAAGGAUUACUUGAUCGCGGUUGUAAUAUUUAUUAUCUUAAGGCAUACUCUUAUAACAUUUCGGACUCGGCAGGAUGUCGGCUUUUAAAUGCUAUUCUUUUCAAUCUCCUGUAGAAAGCGUGCUCGGUAAAAAAUGACUACUUAAGUAGCAUGCAUUUUUCCCAUUGAUUUUCGAUGGUCUUGCAAAUUCAAAUAUAUUUUAUAGAAACCACAAACAAAAAUAUGCUUUAUUUUACUCAAUCAAUAAAGGAUCAUGUCUUCUUUAUAUUUGAUGCUUAAGGAAGGAGUACAAUUGGGUUUUAAGAAGUUUCUAAUUAUGAGAUUUUUUAAGACCGCGAAAUGUCCAUUCACAUAGCAUCGUACGUGGACGUUUACCACUGCUCCUCAUGAAAUGUACAACAUGGUCCGCAUCCAUUGCAAAAUUUUAUGGAUUCCACAUGGUAUCUUUCUAAUGGCAUAGAAAAAUAUGUGAUUUUCUUUACGCGAAACGCAUGCUCCUUGUAGACUGUAAUCAGUAAGCGCUAAUGCAACGAAUGAUCAGGCUCCAAAUUAUUCGGUAAUUAGAAAACUUUUUUAAAACCUAAUUAUACUCCUUCCUCAAGUAUAAAAUAUAAAAAAGACGUGAUUCUCUAUUGAGUGACUUAAAGAAAGCAUAUUUUUGUUUAUGGUUUCUAUAAAAUAUAUUUGAAUUUGCAAGACCAUCGAAAAUCAAUGGGAAAAAUGCAUGCUACUUAAAUAGUCAUUUUUUUACCGAGCACGCUUUCUACAGAAGAGUGAAAAGGAGUGCAUUUAAAAGCCGACAUCCUGCCGAGUCCGAAAUGUUAUAAGAGUAUGCCUUAAGAUAAUAAAUAUUACAACCGCGAUCAAGUAAUCCUUCCUAACCGAAAACGCAUUUCAGAAUUUCAGCCAACAUUUCAUGAGAUCGGUCACUCACUGUAGGUUGUGGCAGAAAAGCAAGCACUCCAAUCUUAAUUCUUUUACGGUCACUUAUAGCCACGGUCGAAAAAUUUUAAGUUAACGCUGCGAUCUGGGGGAGGUAGGAAUCUCGAACUCCUUUCAGCUAGAUUGUCCUCCCCUGGUACACAUCCUCCAUUUUUGUUUAUCUUGCGUCCCCCCUCUUUGUUUCUUUACCUCUUCCGUCACUGUUGCUGCUGCUGUCGCCACCAAAAGGGUUUACAACUCAGGAAAACGUGGUGGUUCUGUCUGCCACGAAUCGCAUUGACAUCCUCGACCCGGCUCUCCUGCGUCCGGGCCGCUUUGACCGUCAAAUCUACGUCUCCCUACCCGACAUCAAGGGUCGAGCCUCUAUAUUUAAGGUGAGUCCCACUCUCGAGUAUCACCAGUCUCACUGAGUCCUCAGCUUGUUUCCUCUACCCAGAGAGGUCCCAAGUCGUGCUCCUUUGAUUACGCCGGAUGGGAAACUUAGCGCGUCAGUGUAUUUAGCUCACCCUGCCUGACCGUAGCCUUUAGCACCUUUCUCUCGAGCGCCCAAAUCGCCGCGUUUACACAGUGUUAGCCAAGGAUUUUAACACUGGCUGCCGGGCCUCGAGCAUACGACGAACGGACAACUGACUACAAGCCAAGUGCGAAGUGCGCGCGUCCAGUGAAGAUGAAACUCCCGUGGGGUAAUGUUUACAGGCCUGUUAGUUCCGGUUACUGCUGCGCCAUCCAGAAAGGUUUGCGGCGAGAUGGAUGGUAAAAGGAUCCGGUAGGCCGACUCAGAGGGAGGGAGGAAGGGAGGUUGAGCAUUCGAACUUUCGGAUUUUUGACUCGAUCCAAGUGGCGCAGCAAGCCGGGAAGUGGCAGCAUUUAAAUGCCUACUCCGAUUUGAGGUCUCUCGUUCAGAAACAAGAGUUCUAUCCAAAUGACACGGCAAACACGAUGAAACUGGUCUGACCGAAUGAAUCUGCCAAGGACCCUCUGGGGGACUUCCAGCUAGGAAAUAUUUAGUGGCAGGUAAUCGGAGGGGGCGAUACCGACUGUGAAUUAAUCGCAGUAUUUGUAUUUGCUCAAAUUUUUAGAAGUGUUUACGCGCUUCUUCAGUGCUUUCCUAUCAUAUCAACGAACUUAAGGUGGGCUAAGGCCAUGUAUGUAGCGCCAUGACCUAGCCGCUAGAGAAAAAUCCAAAUUAAUCUAAAUCCGCGAAUACAAAAUUAUCGUGGCCACAAGUGUGUACAGCGAUUAAGAUACGAGAUAACUAAUCCUUCACCAUAUACUGUUUUUUUGCGUGAAAAAUCUUUGGACAGGCUCUAAUUUUUCGCGAUCACGGGUGCGAUCAGGCCAAAAAGAACUGAUCCGCACUCCACCAUAGACUAAACUAGUGUUUUGAGGCGAAUGGUCGCAGCAGACCGCGUGUAAAAUUUUCUAUCAUGAAAUCUACAUGUCGUCUGAACUGGACUACAGCAAAAUUACCACGCCGGUUAGGGGGGUGGGUGAAAUCAAAGAUUGAUGGACCAAAUUAAAACAGUCUUCUCUAAGGCGGAGGUAUCUAACUGUGGACUCAUCACUGAAUAAAAAAAUCCCGAGAGUCAGGAAGAUUUCGAGCCAGCCACAAGCGCAUCGGUAUCAGGAAAUAGACCGAAGGGACCCGUACGGCCGCAAAAUUAUUUAAGGAUUUAAUUUCUGUCAUGUACGAAAGGGAUCUAAAGAGACGGGCACAUCGGCGUGACCAUCUCCGCUGGGCCUAUUUAAGACAUCCAAUCGUUCGCGUAGAACUGUCUUGACGGAAAAUACAAUCAGGAAGCAGUAACUACCGGUUUCCAGUCCGGACGUCAAACGACUGAAGUAGUCAACCAAAGAUAGGGAGCCUUGAUUUUGAAUUUCAAAAUGAAUCUGGGAAUUUGGAAUCUUCACAGACCGCUUUAUUAAACACUUGAGGCCUAGGGGCUGAACUAUAAAGGGAGGCUAAGUAGUUAUUUAUGAAAGUACCGGUCAACAUUCGGAUGGCGAUGCGCGUAGCCAGGGAUACGACACACCGCGUGCCGUGUCUGAGGUUCUGUCGUCACUGUCAUGCCAUGCUUUCCUCCGCUGGGAUCGUAGGCUCUUGGUAAUUGUCCGUCCCGUAAAUAGCGUUUUGAAGGACGUGCGUGUUUGCGUGUGCAGGACUCGCUCGACUUUUGUGUGCGAGUGAUGGUCAGUGUAAAGCACGAAGGUCUGUGUUCUAUCCUCUACCAAAUCGUUUCCACUUCGUGUCUCGGUUGCCCACUGACUUGCGUACCAUACUUCUCUUGAUUGUUAUGUGAGUGUCGUCAGCAUGUCGGUGCCAGAGCACUGAUUUACAUUCCUGAAAGGCUCGCGUAUGAUGGACUGAAAAUCCAGUCCGAAAGCGUAUUCUAAACCGCUAUUUUUCCUCUUCGAAUCUCCCCCUUCCCCUCCCCCCCCCCACACUUUGGCGCACCUCAGGCUUAUUUACUAUCGUGAACCAGCUCAACCGCCCUAGAGAUGGGGGGGCGUAUUCCAAUGCCCCAACUUAUGAACUACGGAGCCAGUCCGUCUCAUUCGGUUCGUGUGGAUGGCUGACGUUCAUUCACAUGACCCGCUUACCCUACUGCAUAUGCCAACUCUACUUAGGGGCAUUAUUUGCCGUUGGCCGCGGUCGAGAUGAAACUGACCGCUCAAGCACACCGCAUCGUACCGUCAUUGUUUGCCACAGCGGGGGGGGGGCAGCAAGUAGAAAUCAGAGUCAGUUAACCCCUUCUUGUAAUCCAACAGGGUCGAUGAACGCAGCUGUCGCUAUUAACUAAGUCUUCAACGCAACGUUCAUAGGAAAGCUCAACAGGCCAAAAGCCAAUACUUCCGACUCAAGGGCUUCAAAAAAGUGCGCAUGCGGGGCUGAGACUGCCAGCGCAUGUUUCCUGAGUUACGUCCGCGAAUGUCGACUAUCAAUUGCGCCACCAUUUUGGGCACCUUGCUUCAGGCCUCGUUUUCAUAUUUGCUAACGGUCAGUGACAACACACUGGAGGGAGGAAUCUUAGUGGCUAAUAAGAACCAAACAGAUACAUGUAGUUGUUCUUCCUGGGCAGUAUUAGUUGAAACGUCACCAUCGAGGGCUAUAGCAGGUCCUUUACUUGAGGUAGAUCGAGCCGUCAACCUAUCCGAAGAGUCACCGAAGUUGUCCUGUAACUGUGACAUUUUUGGUUUAAGUAGAAUAUACUGUGAGGAUUAAGUAACUGAUUAGGAUACGAAGCUGGAACACGGGCUUUAUUCGCCUGACGUUUCGGAUUCUCGCUUGAAUCCAUCAUCAGUGCCACUGUCUCUGAAUGAUGGGUUCACGUGAGAAUCCGAAACGUCUUGUUCCAGCGAUCGGUUCUUCUUCUGAUCUAUUAGUUUCUGGAAUUCGCAUCUUCGUUUGUGUCCAAUACGUAACUGUUACCGGCCAUGACACCUCCCCAUCUAUUUCUUACCUGCAGCAGGAUUCGGUUUAUACGCAUUUCGGCAGCCGUUUCUCAACCAACCACUUAAAACCCAUUUUUGCGGAAAUGGCAGCUUGCGCUCUCUGAUAUUGUUAACUGCUCGUCGUCAAUCAAGAUCGACUGGUUAACAACCCCCAGUAAUUUCUGUCGUGCUCGCUUGAGCGCGCAGCGUUAAGUAGAGUUGCACUGUCCCCGGGGGUGCUCACACCACCGAACUCUACUCCCUCUGGCUAACCGGUGACCGUCAACUGCGAGUUUUAGGCGCUCAGCUAUUGCCCCUGUUUCGAGGGGGGGAAUACUCCAGCUUAAAUCAUUGCUGCCCCUCUUGCAGACAUGGUAGUCCUUCAGGUUCUAUCGCCGGUAUCUUGCCGUCCACUUAAUCAUUUAGGUUAGUCGUGAAAAUCCCUCUUUUGCCUCUGCCUUCCAUUCCUACCGUUCAGUUAUUUUGUUACCGCCCCAAGGCAAUUAUCUUAUGGGCGUGCCCAUAAAUGUCAAAACAAGCAGGAUUUUGAUCACACAACUGCCUCAAAGGAAAUAUUCAGUUUGGUGUCAAUUUUCUCACCAGCGCCUACCGCCUGGUCGUUUUGCCAUCAGAAUUUCCACAAAGCCACCAUUGGAUGUGCUCAUUAUAUUCGAGGCAGGCAAGAACUCUCUCGUAAUUCGGGCGUAAAUCGGACUUUUUCACUUCAAGUUAUCCGUUAUCCAACGCUCUUUUUCUUGUCCCCUUCAGCUCUUGGGAUUUAGGCAUCUCAGAACUCAUAAAUUCGACGAAUUGCCUAUUUCGUGCGUCAGGGAAGCAUGUACUAUGAAUUUCAGCAUUGAAACUUACACAAAAUGCAUUUUUGGGAGAUUGCUGUACAGUGUGGUUUAGAGUACUGCUAAUCGAUGCGAACUCCCCGCGUCCCAACUGUAACCUCUAAUGCAGCACAGGCUCAGGGGUGCUGAUUCUUCGUCAUCUUCCUUGGAAAAUCAAGAUUUCCAGGCAGAUUCCUUCCUGCCCCUUCUCAAACGCUUGCCCACAUUGACUGAUCUAGGGUACUGACAUCAAGCCUGUUAGGCAUGAAAAGUGUAUGGGUGGUCCAUGUGGCUCCUCUGCUGCAUGUGAUAUCUGAGCCUGACACCAUCACGGCGUGCCAAGUGCCGUGGCCUGGAAGGUUGCCGAGUGACGCCCCAAAUCAGUCCGUCCAGUCUGCCCAGUUGUGUGUAUGUGGGUAUGUGUGGAGAUGCGGACCGGUUGGCUGAGAGCCAGGCCGAAGCGGCUCCUACUUAACGUGACCUACAGCACCCUCACGCAUGUAAGAUGUACGCCGUCAAACCCCCCUUGUGUGAAAUCCUGGUGCUUCUGUUUGGGGGGGGGGGGGGGCAGGCCGUGUAUUCGUCGCGCGCAGACAUACAAGGUCACUAGACUACGUCAGCCGCUGCACCCAUUCCCCGCACCAGUCAACUGAACGGCUCGGGCGGUGGCUGGGGCCUGGGAAUGGGAAGGGAGAGUGAGGUCGGCGACUCAGCACAUUUUCCUCACUAUAAACAAUCUGACGCGUUUUAAGCUAUCACGGUGCGCUAAAAGCCGUGGUUGGAAUGUUACCAUCCGACAGGAUAACUUAGACCUCUCAGUCGGCCCAGUGCGUGUUUGUGUGUAGCGGCCGACUGGUGGCCUGGGUGUCAGACUGCAAUGCUCUUUCGUAAUGUAGCCUUUAUCGCACUCCCAUUCUGUGGUAUCUAAGCCGUCCCCCUCCCUCCACUCUUCUAGUUUGUGUCUAGAAUUCCGGUCAAGUUCUUGUUGUGGACCAGGGUGUAUGGUGGUCCGCCCAGGUGUCUGCUCUCACCUUGCUGUGGAGCACACGACGAACAUAGUCGAGAUCGACUGUCGAGUUGCAGUGUGAUGAGCCGCAGCUAGCAUAUCGUUGGUAGUGGUUCAUAACUCUGCGCAAAUGCACUCAUUUAUCCACAAACUCUAUUCCUUUCCCGCUUACACGUCUUUGACAUAGGAGUCUAGGCACUGCACGCACGCGCCCAUCCCUACCAGUGGCCACAGAUGUAAGCCAACGAGCCCCACUCUGAAUUAACGUUUUCCUUUGGGAUUCUGCGAUGCUCACGAUUAGUCAUUUAAGCCCUCUUGUUCAGGUACACUUGAAACCUCUGAAGUCCUCCCUGGACAAGGUUCAGCUGGCUCGCCGCAUGGCCACUCGCACCCCCGGCUUCUCCGGCGCCGAUAUCGCCAGCGUUUGCAACGAGGCGGCCCUUAUCGCCGCUCGCCUCGAUGCCAAGUCGGUCGAGCUUACUCACUUCGACAGUGCCAUCGACCGUGUCAUUGCCGGCCUGGAGAAGAAGAGUCAGGUAUAAGCCCUUCUGCGCAUACAUUAUAUCAGAAACAUUUGACGUUCAUAAAAUUCCGAGUGAAGCUAAUUCAACCAAGUUUAGGGUGCCAAAAUGCUUCAAUAACGAAAUGAAUAAUCUCUUUGGACACUUCAGACCCCCUUAGACUGAUGAGCAUUCGGGGUCUACCAUAAAAAGUGACAUUUGAUGACCGGAACCCACUAUUCCAGACUGCACUGCUCUCGAACCCUUUACCUCCACCAAAAGAGAGCUGGGCGGAGGGUCAUUUGGGCUCAUAUUACCACUAGACUGAAACCAGCAGCCGCCGCUUUCAAAAUGGGUUUGGAGCACGACUAGGUGUUUGCCGCCAGCCUAUGUUUCACAAACUAUGCAAAAGUCUUGCAGGACCCAUGUCAACUUGCAGAGAAAAACUACCACGCCUACGCAUACCAGAUUUUAGCGGGCGUCGGAAAGCUCUCAAGGGGGUCCAUUGGUGGACCAGUCGAUAGGCUGAAUUCCUACCAGUCGUAUCGCGCGGCUACUGCUUAUCGGCGGACCCUGCUUGCCCUUCUGAAGGACGCCCGUCGAGGUACCAUUCAGUGUUACUGUUUAGUCGUCCUACCAAGCGAAAUCAGAACCAUACAUACUGGUUGCUGAUUGUGAGGGUUCAAGCACGAUCGAUAAGACGUGACUAGAGCAAGCACACCCUUCAUAAUAUUCAAAAACGGAUUCUGAGCGCCACUGUCACCGACCCAUUUUUCGCAUUCCACCGUGCAUUCCACAGGUCCUCCAGCCGGAAGAGAAGAAGACUGUGGCUUACCACGAGGCGGGCCACGCGGUGGUCGGUUGGUUUCUCGAGCACUGCAACCCCCUUCUCAAGGUCUCCAUUAUCCCUCGAGGCAAGGCCCUGGGCUACGCGCAGUACCAACCACGGGAUGCCUACUUGCACACCCAGGAGCAACUGCUAGACGAGAUGUGUCUGGCGCUAGGCGGUCGUGCCAGUGAGCAGGUCUUUUUCGGCAAAGUGGGCAGUGGUGCAAUGGACGACCUACAGCGUGUCACUCGCAGCGCCUAUGCCCAAAUAGUGCAGUUGGGUUUCAGUCCGCGAAUCGGCAACGUCAGCUUUGACCUACCCCAGCAGGGCGACAUGGCUCUAACCAAGCCCUACUCGGAGCAAACGGCGCAAAUGAUUGACGAGGAUGUUCGCGACAUGAUCGCUAAGGCCUACAAACGGACAGUGGGGCUCGUGGAGAAGCACAGAUCCCAAGUGGAAGCGGUGAGUCUGCGAGAUCUAUGCGGUGAACUUUCUAACCUUUAUUCCCAAAUGUUUUUACCUGGUUACUGCUCGUGUGAGCUGUUGACUGUGUCUAUAGUUGCAUUCUCCUGGGGACUUGUGUGGAGAUGGCUAUUUUAUAUUCAGUGAACUCAAGAACCAUCGUGCGGAUACCUUUCCGUUUCAACUUACUGUGGUGUAUUUCCAUUCCUUUACAAAGUUUUCUGGAACAUAUUGUUUGCGGAAUGCACCUUUUGAGAUUCCCGCCGUUGUUUUGUAAGUCCAUUGUAGCAUACUGGCCUUGAGCCAGCGACGUUAACUUGUACCUUCGGUUUUCUCACUUGAUUCCCUGAUCAAUGGGGCAUUACCCCCGACUCCAGUUCAGACAAUAAUUCAGUACUCUGUAUACUCGUUUGCUUAGUAGUGCUAUUUCAGUAUACCAGACAAGCUCAACUCGACUGCCUUUUGCGCCCCUCUUGUCCUUACGAAGUCGUAGGCGAACUGGACGAUUGCUGGCGUAGACAGACGCCAUUAAGGAAGACGUCUGAUCUUCGGUGUGUUGUUUCUAACUAUGAGGCUAACUAUAAAUGCUGCAGUAGUAGCGUCUUGCACGAUCGGGUGUGAGAGUCGGCUUAGUUGAUGCUGAUUAGAAUCCCAAGAAGUCCGGGCACUUCCCGCGUCUUUUGAAUCCUGUGCCUAAAUUUUGUCGAUGUCACUAGAAGGAAUAGUACGUCGGAGGACGUUGCGCUACCAUCUCCGGUUCUUACUAUUGUCUAUCUCAGUCGCAUGUCACUGCAAGCUCGUGUUUUACUUUAUCCAUGCCCUUCAAAAUCAGCCCAUUUACCACUCAAAUCGAUCGAAGCUUACCUCCAAAGACACAUUAUAUUGUCUACACUCAAGCUUGCCUCCUAAGGCACUUGAUCCGAGUUCCACCCUGAGCUGCUUGCUGGGGAAAACGGCUUAUGAUUUAGGAAUGUGCCUACACUGGCGUCUACUCUUGUACUUUCUUACCUGUACAUGGUACGGCUGUAACCAUGCCUGAUUUGGCCGGCCCCAGCGGCAUGGCGGAUUAUACUUUUCCGCGUGCGCUCAUCUGUGGCAACAGAGCUAAAUCGCGCGACCCACUAUCUCCAAUGGCAGAGGCCGAAUACCGAAGGUCCGAGAACUACCCCUACGUCUUCACGGACUGAGUUGUGCCGGAUCUGACCUGACCUUUUCGACGCCUCCGGAUGCGCAGUGACGUCCGGAACCACCUCAGUUGUUUUUUCCCGGAUGUUACCGCAGCCAAUUCGGUUUGUGGUAUUCGAUGCGAGGACGUUGUACUUCACUCAAACGAUGGUCAGACACCUGCAGUCCCUCCUCACGCACAGUCCAGCAUUCAGAACCGUGCGGGAGGGGAGGCUGACCGAACAGCUGCCGGGCACAUUGCAAUCUUUUUGAUGAGGAAGAUGUCCCAUCAUCUGCUGUUGUCCUGUUUGUGUGUUAGGACCACAGAGUACAUCAAACGGCGUUACUCAAUGCGGCUUACUCUUGGUGGUCGUGGUUUUAUGUUGCUGCAUUUUCCCUUCUGUUUUUUCCUGGCCUUAUAUGCCCUCCUAGGCUUUCCUUCGUAGGCGCCCUAGCCACCUGAGCCAGAACGUUCCUGUUUUAGUCGAUUUACCUUUUCUUGUUUGCGGAGUAAUCCUUCGUUUUCGUACUUAGCAAAUAUCUUUCAAUCAAUUGGCUGAUUGCGAACCUCUGCUCCCCGAAUUCCGAUAAGUAUUCCAAUCAGUAUCGUAUAGAGACCGUCCAUGUUAGUUUCCUGAUUAAAGGACUGAAAUUAGUAGUACUUCCGUUUUGUUUUUGUGUCCCGGUCUAGCGCCCACGCAGGUGAUUAUAGCCUGGGGUUUGGAGCGUCUGACUACGCCAGAAAUGGCCAUUCCGGUUUCCUUAUUUUGUCUUUGCCUUUUUACUGACACAAUGUAAGUAGCACAUUUGUUCUCGAAUAUUUCGACCUACAAUCAAGGCAAAACGAACCUCACACUCAAAAAUUUGGGCUUUCAUCAGUUUUGCAUCCUCCCACACAAAAUAUUCUUCUUUUUAAGCAUUUUUACAGUGACGGCUAACCAGCUCCCUCUACCACUAACCUCGGCGCAUUGCUAAGCCUCUGUUCACAACUUUUUUUCAAAUGAAUUUGUUCUAUUCCCCGAGGUUAACCCGAUUCCGAUAGCUGGUAAGAAAAGUGCUGAUGGGAAUGUGCGUACCGUGUUGUCCUGCUUAACGUUUUGUGUUGUAGUGCUUGUUAAAGAUGGUCUUUACCAUCAGUCUAGAGAAAGAACACCAUUCAUGAGAACUAACGAUGGUUUGCGAGUUGUAGUCCUUAAAAUUCGUUUGUAAACUGACCCUUAACGCAGGUGCUCACCUGUAGUCCCUUCGUUGUCUUCUCUGAAGACCAAAGCUGUGCCAUUAGUUGUGCUUUCAUAGGGAUCGGACCACAAUGAGGAAAAUCUGCGCAAAAUCUGCAUCAUUGCGUCUUUCAAUUCGCCCCACCAGCGGCCGUAAAUCAUGCUGCGGCAAUGCCUUCAGGCGUGACUGGGAAACCAUCUUGUAAACCCGUAGUCUGUAAAAAGUUUACAGGACAUAGCGACAUUGUGACACGACGAAUAUUGCCAGCUCUCCAACAAAACUCCACCUACCAUUCAGUCCAGUUUUGGAAUCUUAAACCGGUGUGCCUCGAGUCCGGGAAGUAUAGGAUGCCACGCGCUCAUCUGGUCGACCGUCCACGUCCGUUGCCGUCUGAGCCACGGUUCGGUCGUUUUUUUGACGAGCUGAAGGAGGUGGUCCUCGCGCCGUGGUCUGACUUGCAGAGGAACAAUGAUGCUCCCUGUCCAACAAAAAAAGUGUGGCAAGACAGUCUAGAUUGUGGUGAUCGACCCGUCAGUUGUCUAGCUUACUUGCGUCACAACGCUUGCCGGCUUCUCUUACUAAUGAACCGGACAGCCUGCCUGGUAUGGUAUACGUAUUUUGAAGUAAACUGACAACCAUGCUCCGUCCUUUAGUCAGUAAUAUUUCCCAUUUGUUAAUUAAGCCUCCUCCCCUCCCUUCCAAACACUUGAUUCGCGGCGUAAACCAUCUCUCAGGCACCGACUGUCAAACCCGCACGCACGUCCUGUCGCCAUGUUCCCCCGUGCUGAAGUGGGUAGUUCUCUACUCUGGCUGUGGACUCCACCACAAUGUGCUCUAACGGUCGUCACUACUUGUCUGAAUAUUUGACCUCAGCGUGAUGGUUAGUGCAUUCGUAUUUAACUUCUCCUCGCCGGCAUCUGAGAAGGUGUAUUUCCUCCUCAGUCUGACCCUUCCCACUGGAAAACGGUUCCAGGAAACUGACGUCGUCCACCCCUUCAAGUGUGACCCCCCUUGUUAGUUCUGCCUGUGAUGUGAAUGGCCCGCAUGCGCACAGGACAGCCGUUUCUAUGACUGUUUCUCCGUUGCCACCUCUUUGAUCGUGUCUGAUCUGCCCGGCUUACUUGCCAGACGGUGUUUCGUGAACUCUCCAUGCGGGCAGGUCCCAAACAGUAGUUAGGGUUACUUGUUCUAGGUUGUCUCCUGACGUUAUGGCUGGGUAGGAGCAACCGGCAUGGUAGCAGUGUUAAGUUGGCAGUCGCCGUCUCCCGGUCUCUGCAGUACUUUGUUUGACGGGCGACGUUUCAGACCUUAGCUUUUCGCCUUUGCUGUUUCAUGAAUACUUACCCGGCAGACCUCACAGACUACUCAUUAUGUAGCCAGUUUUUUCUGGGGGUCGUUCUACUACUCGCCACCCCCGUACAGGCAGGCCCGUUGUUCUUUGCUCUUUAAGACCGAAACGGUUGACCGCACAGCCUACUUUGCACACUGCCUCGACUUAAGAAGGACCUGCAAAGACGUUCUCCAUAACGCCACGCAGGCUGCUGCCCUGUGUGAGUCGUUAUGCACCGGGCACCAGUGAGAUCGCACUGACACCUGCCAGUUUUCUCGGCGCAGCAUAUUGCGUCAUCAGUCGAAAGUUGUUGGAAAGUUUUCCACACGUCGCGUGCGCUGCCUACUGACUGUAAUUUUGCGAACUUCGUUGGGUUUAUCUAGAAUUCCUGGACACGAUUUGCUAUGCAGUGCGUGACCGAUCUUAUGAAAUGUUGGCCAAAAUUCUGAAAUGCGUUUUCGAUUAGGACGGAUUGUAAAACUUAUUAUCUUUCGGCAUAAUCCUAUAAUAUUUCGGACUCGGUAGGAUGUCCGCUUUUAAAUGCACUGCUUUUCAAUCUCCUGUAGAAGCCGUACUCGGUAGAAAAUUACUACUUAAGUAGUGUGCAUUUUUCACACCGAUUUUCAGUGGUUUUGCAAAUUCAAAUGUAUUUUAUAGAAUGCGCGAACAAAAAUACGCCUCCUUUCAGUCGUUUGAUAGAAAAUUACGUUAUCUUUAUUUUUUAUGCUCGAAAAGGCGUAUAAUUAGAUUUUUUAAAAGUUUCUAGUUAUGAGACUUUUAAGACCGUGCAAUGUACAUCCAUACGGCAUUGUACCUCUCCGUUUACCACUGCUCCUCGUGAAAUAUGCAACAUGGCCCUCAUCCAUUGCAAAAUUUUAUGGACUCUAUAUAGUAUCUUUUUAAAGGCGUAGAAGAGUAUGUGAUUUUCUUUACGCGGAACUCCUUUACCUUGUAGAAUGAAAUCACUAGGCGCUAAUGCAACGGGUGAUUAGGCCCCAAAUUAUUCGGGAUUCAAAAAACUUCCUUAAACCUAAUUAUACGCCUUUUCGAGCAUAAAAAAUAAAGAUGACGUGAUUUUCUAUCAAACGACUGAAAGGAGGCGUAUUUUUGUCCGCGCAUUCUAUAAAAUACAUUUGAAUUUGCGAGACCGUCGAAAAUCAGUGUGAAAAAUGCAUGCUACUUAAGUAGCAAUUUUCUACCGAGUACGGUCUCUACGGGAGAUUGAAAAGCAGUGCAUUUAAAAGCGGACAUCCUACCGAGUCCGAAAUAUUAUAGGAUUAUGCCGAAAGAUAAUCGGUAUUACAAACGCGCUUAAGUAAUCCUUCCUAAUCGAAAACGCAUUUCAGAAUAUUGGCCAACACUUCAUGAGAUCGGUCACGCACUGUAUGUUGGUGAUGCGUUCACUGAUCGGGUCACGGCACAUGCUCAUCCCUUUGUGCUUUGGGGCUCUCACCUGGGGUUGGGUAAGGCUGGCUGAUGACGGUGACCAAUAAGCCAGAAAUGGCCACCCCAGUCAGUAAUCUCCUGCUUACUUUACUGACACUUUGACCGUCGUUUUCGAACAUGUCAACCGUGUGCGGUCGGAGGUGGAGACAGUGACUUGCGCGUGAAUUCAUUUAUAGCGGUGGUGGACUUGCUCUGCGCCCAUUGCACUCGGUUCGGUGUCAUGACAGAGUCAAGAAGACCGGAGGCGGGAGAGCACGCAUGUGACUGGCAGGGCGAAAACCCGCACCUAAGCAUGCCAGCCUACCAGUCGGCUAGCUCACACAAACACACACUGGCCUGACCGUAAGGCCCGAGUUGUUUCGUCAGUUGGCAGUUGGUAGGUUCAAACGCGUCAGAUAGUUUUCAGUGAGAAAUACGCACGGAGACCCUCGACCUCACCCUCUUCUCCGGUAUCAGUCCACUGUUCGAGCCAGUCAGUUGUCUGAUACAGAAAGUGGGUGCGGUGGCUAACACUUGCUGCCCGUGGGACGGAGGUUGCGAGUUUUGCUUCUGUAUACUUGCAGAUGACAGCACUUCCCAGCAUUUGUUUAGGGCAGAACCUUCGAGAUCUUAAGGAGGCCAAGCCAUCAAUACUGUAUGUCAAGGGGCGCUUUUUAGCCCUGCAGUCGGCUUCUUCGUAGGACUUCCGGACACAGUGUUUCCCGCGACUAUCCGCGCUUGUUUUCCUGCAAUGGUUGCGAAGCUAGCUUGUCAGACUUGGCGUAUUAAUCUACAAGAGGGUAAAGACCCGCAGCUCACUUCUGGAAGCUACGUGCAUAGCGGUCCCAAGACGUGCGCUGCGCAUGUAGGGGACCUGCACUACUUAUCAGUUAGAUCAGAAUUAGCCUUGGAUCAUCGUCUACUAAUCGGUCAAGCACCACUUCCCCUACAAUAGGGACAUCGGAUACACGGCUUGCCGGUUGGCCUAUUUUCGGGCUGCCCGGUGGAUCCACUGGCGACGGAUGGUGGAAUUGCUCUCAUCAUAGCCUUACUCCUGGGUUUGGUGACUGAACUUCCACAUAGCAUCCAGCGAUACUACGUCCAGGCACGACUGGACACCAAUCUGACAAAUCGACUACCCAUAAAAGUCCGCAUUCUAGGGCAAUAUUACAUCAGGACAGUUUCCCGUCAUUCGGAAGGCCAUUGCCCGGUGAAUAAGGUCCAACCCAUAGGUCAGGGGGAGGGCAUUCACUGUAUAGCCGAUCUUCCUGAAAGACCGUGACUUAUGUCGUGGACCCGAAAGCCAGCCAACUCCGUACGAGUUGACUGACCUCUGUAGGUUUGACAUGUAUGUGUUUUCAGAUUUAACUGGCCACACCGCAAUCACUGACAGUGGGUGGGGCCCAAGUGACGAAGGUUAACAGAGCUGCUCGAGCCCAAAUUCUGUGAUUCCUCAACCUGCCUCUUUAUUCUCUCCUCCCAUCCCCUACCAGUUAGCCCUUCGCCUGUUAGAAAAGGAACAGUUGCAGAAGGAGGAUCUCAUCGAGGUGCUCGGGCCACGACCAUUCAAGGAGAAGAGCACUUACGAGGAGCUCGUCGGUUCAGGUAAGACGACUGGAUUACGUGGAACCUUAGAUAGCUCAGCAUACUAUUCUACAGGCCGGAUGUUUUGAUCAAAUUUGGCAGAGAAAGAGUCCUCUACAAUAAUGUUGUAGGCAGUGGUCGUUGUCGGUUCCAUCCGUUAUCUAGAAAGCCUUCCCUACUGUCAUGAAAUAGGCAUUGCAAUUUUUAGAACCGUACCAUACAUGGUCAGACGUGUGCCUAAAUUGAAAAACAUGAACUUGCUCAGCCUUCCUGUUCUUGCCGCAGUUAGUGGUCACUUUAUAUGGCGCAGGUCUUAUGACUAUCGUGUCCGGGGACUGUUCGAGUACGGGUCUCCGCAUCUAUAUGCCCUUGAAGUGGCAGAUCCGUAAUUUAUGUUUGGAAAUUCACAAGGACUUUCUCAUAAAGUCAGGGUAAAUUCAUGGAAAUAGUUCUUACAAACGUCACCCGGUCCAUGUAAAUGACGGUGUCGACGACAUUAAGCGCUGUCUAAGCAGUUGCCUCGUCUUUUUCAGCAGACUGGAAUUGUUGAGAAUUUAUGCUCUAAAACGUCGGUCUUGUGGUCACCCUCAUAAUCACGCCCUUUUUUAUCGACUGUAGGUUCUCUGGACGAGGACACAUCACUGCCACCUGGUCUAAAGGAUUGGAACAAGGAGCAAGAACCAGCGACCCAUCCCCCAGCAGCGAGCUAA
Messenger RNA from Spirometra erinaceieuropaei, 24122 nucleotides. The record is from the annotation of a GenBank genome assembly. Lineage: Eukaryota; Metazoa; Platyhelminthes; Cestoda; Diphyllobothriidea; Diphyllobothriidae.